Molecule: messenger RNA, 957 nt
Organism: Adineta steineri
Lineage: Eukaryota; Metazoa; Rotifera; Eurotatoria; Adinetida; Adinetidae
Source: the annotation of a GenBank genome assembly
AUGCAUGUCGCACGAGCAUAUCACACAGCAUCCACAUUAGCAAAUGGAUCGGUAUUAGUUACUGGUGGAUACAACGGUAGUUCUUUUAAUAGUGCUGAAUUGUACAAUCCAUCAAUAGCCACUUGGACAACCACAAGUAGCAUGAGUAACUCACGAUAUCAGCACACAGCAUCCACAUUAGCAAAUGGAUCAGUAUUAGUUUCUGGUGGAGCCAACCCUAGUACUCUCAAAAGUGCUGAAUUGUACAAUCCAUCAAAAGGCACUUGGACAACCACAGGAAACAUGAAUUUUGCACGAAAUCUUCACACAUCAUCCACAUUAGCAAGUGGAAAAGUAUUAGUUACUGGUGGAUACAACAGUGCUUCUCUUAAUAGUGCUGAAUUGUACAGUCCAUCAACAGGUACUUGGACAACUACAGGAAGCAUGCAUGUCGCACGACGUCUUCACACAGCAUCCACAUUAGCAAAUGGAUCAGUAUUAGUUGCUGGUGGAUUCAACGUUAGUUGUCUUAAUAGUGCUGAAUUGUACAAUUCAUCAACAGGCACUUGGACAACCACAGGAAGCAUGAGUACCACACGAGGUUAUCACACGGCAUCCACAUUAGCAAAUGGAUCAGUAUUAGUUACUGGUGGAUGCGGCGGUAGUGCUUGCAAUAGUGCUGAAUUGUACAAUCCAUCAACAGGCACUUGGACAAUCACAGGUAGCAUGAGUGUCGCACGAUCUUCUCACACAGCAUCCACAUUAGCAAAUGGAUUCGUAUUAGUUGCUGGUGGGUGCAACGGUGCUGCUUGCAAUAGUGCUGAAUUAUAUAAUCCAUCAACAGGCACUUGGGCGACUACAGGAAACUUAAAUGUCGCACGAUAUAUGCAUACAGCGUCCACAUUAGCAAAUGGAUCAGUAUUAGUUGCUGGUGGAUAUGGCAGCAGUGCUAUUCUCAAUAGUGCUGAACUUUAUUAA